UCUUACUCGUACUCGUACCGUGGCUUGUUGCUGAUACAGUCAGUGAUUCUAGGUACUUUUGCAUGGUACGUGCACGUACUUGUCCAAGUGCUUUCACACACUAGUACUAGCUCAACAACAAUCCAACCGCACUGGCUGCUCUCUAUUUGGAGACAGGAAUAUCAAGAAGAAACAGGUCUCCUGGUCGUUCCUAGUUGGCGAUCAUCUGUUCGUUUGUCUCGAAAGAAAACGACACCAACCUCUGACUUCCUGCCUUUCAUUCACAUGCAAUACCACUUGUACCACGGAUAACAUCGAACAUAGCAAGAACAUAGCAAGAACACACAGCAAUGGCCUCUCAACGAAUGGCCUGUCUCUUGGCGCUCGUCGCUGCCCUCUUUGUGGUCAUCCCGAGAGCCCCCCUCGCAUCGGCAUUUGCCCCUAGCAUCCCUUUGAAGGCUUCCACCAAGGCCCUGGUUCCCUCUGGUCCAUCCAGCGAUUCGGACUCUGCCCUUGGAGUGUACAACUCGUACGGAUACGGACGCGACUGGGACUACGAUUACGGCGGCGGCCUAGCUUUUGGGACCUCCCAAUACCGCCAGCGCUACAACGAUGGCUACUCGGGCGGUGUCAACCUGAGCCACAACGGCUACUCGCAACAGACCAAUGUGGCCCGGGGCGGAUACGGAGGCCUGGGCUACUAUGACGACUACGGGGGCUACGGUGGCUACGGAGGACGCAUGGGUGGCUACGGCGGGCGAUACGGAGGAUACGGAGGACGCAUGGGGAGACGUGGAGGCUACGGAUACGACGACUGGGACGACUAUGGUGGAUACGGUCGUCGCGGCUACGGACGGGGUGGCUACGGGGGCCGCUAUGGUGGCCGUUACGGAAGCCGCUACGGUGGAUACGGCUACGAUGAUUACGAUGACUAUUAUGGUGGAUACGGUCGUCGCGGCUACGGACGCGGUGGUUACGGCUACGGACGAGGUGGCAUGGGCAGCUUUUACGGCGGUCGAGGCUACUACGACGACUACGACGAUUACGGUUACGGCGGCAUGUCGUACAACUCUGGUGUCAAUACCUCUCGGAACGGACGAUCGAUGCAGUUCAACUCCGAGUACGGAGGCAGAAACCUGUAUAACGGUGGAUAUGGCCGUGGAGGAGGCUACGGUUCGUCCUACAACUACGGUCGAGGUGGAUAUUUCUACUAAGCAAUCGGCGAGUAGCUGUAUCAGAGCGUGAUGUAGCGAAUCGCAAUCAAUUACACACCUCACCAGACCACACAGCUCUGUCGAAUCUUGGUGCGCAGAGUUAGUGGAAUGAUGUGUUUGGUGGCCCAAAAAAAAAGGGUAUGGAAGUAUGUAUUUAUGUAGGCAUGUAUGGACGAUAUGAGUGAAAUAAUUAGCAAAAUGCAAUUUGUUCGGAACGAAACAAAACUAACGGAUGAUCUAUUAUUAUCCAGGAUUUGGGUCUUGAUUGCUCAGCGGAUAGAUAGGUUGUAGGAUAGGAUAUAGGAUUGAAGACAGGUAAUAGGUCAACGGAUGGGGGAAACGAAACGAAGCGAAACGAAAAAGAAAUCAUUUUGUUAACAAUGGAUUAAAUGAAAAAACGAAAU
This is a messenger RNA of Pseudo-nitzschia multistriata, 1597 nucleotides long. NCBI's taxonomy places the organism in Eukaryota, Bacillariophyta, Bacillariophyceae, Bacillariales, Bacillariaceae. The record is from the annotation of a GenBank genome assembly.